AUGGGUUUCACUGACUUCGUCUCUGAUGCUGGCCUGACUCUGGCCAACAACUACCUGGCCACCCGCAGCUACAUCGUUGGUGACGCCCCCAGCCAGGCUGAUGUUGUGACCUUCAAGGCCUUCACCGCUGCCCCCGACGCUGAGAAGUACCCCCACGUUGCUCGCUGGUACAAGCACAUCGCCUCUUACGAGAGCGAGUUCACCACCCUCCCCGGUGACUCCUCCAAGGCCUUCACUGCCUACGGACCCGAGUCCACCGAGAUGCCCGUCAACCCCAAGGACAAGCCCGAGGAGGAUGAUGAGGAGGACCUCUUCGGUUCCGACUCUGAGGAGGAGGAUGCCGCCGUUGUUGCUGAGCGCAACAAGCGUCUCGAGGAGUACAAGGCCAAGAAGGCUGCCAAGGGCCCCAAGCCCGCUGCCAAGUCCCUGGUGACCCUGGAGGUCAAGCCCUGGGAUGAUGAGACCGACCUCAAGCAGAUGGAGGAGAAUGUCCGUGCCAUCGAGAUGGACGGUCUCGUCUGGGGUGCCUCCAAGCUGGUCGCUGUCGGCUUCGGUAUCAAGAAGCUGCAGAUCAACCUGGUCGUCGAGGACGAGAAGGUCUCCACCGAUGCUCUCCAGGCCCAGAUUGAGGAGGAUGAGGACCACGUCCAGUCCACUGACAUCGCUGCCAUGCAGAAGCUGUAA
Molecule: messenger RNA, 684 nt
Organism: Penicillium diatomitis
Lineage: Eukaryota; Fungi; Ascomycota; Eurotiomycetes; Eurotiales; Aspergillaceae
Product: translation elongation factor 1 subunit beta
Exons: 4
Coding region: 1-684 (227 amino acids)
Biological process (GO): translational elongation
Cellular component (GO): cytosol; eukaryotic translation elongation factor 1 complex
Molecular function (GO): translation elongation factor activity; guanyl-nucleotide exchange factor activity
Source: RefSeq, a predicted model, not a curated record